UGUCACUACUUCAGUCUUGCUGUAACUUAGCUCGGAUCAGACGUCGUUCAACAUGGCUUUUAAAGUGCUCAUCUUUGCCUUUUUGGCUGUCGGUGUGUUAGCCGAAUACCAGAUCACUGAGGAACAGCGCAACCAAUUCAAACAAGUAAUUGCUGAUACGUGCAAAAGGAACGGCGCUGAAGGAAAAGUAGACGAAAUCACAACAACCGUGCACACAUUUGUUGACUGUGUCAAGGGUUUAUUCAACGUGGAAACCGUAAAGAAGGAAAUAGAAGAAGCCAAACCCAAUGGUGCUCUUGAUGAGGUCUUUAAGAAAUACUGCGCAAAGUCUCCACAGCUGAAAACCUGCAUCAGCACACUUAUUGACGGCGUGUCUCCAUGUCUAGAUAACAGUAUCCGCGAGAACAUCGGCACUGGAAAGAACGCUACAUCACAACUUAUUGACUUUGUCUGCCAUAAGGAUGGUGAUAGGAUCGCGUUGUUCAUCGCUGAGGAGGGGCCCCAAUGUUUCCAAGAGAAGUCUGGUGCGAUCCGCGCGUGUGCUGACAAGGCAAAGGAAGGCAUCACCGGCGUCGAAGCCGUUAAGAAACUGACUAUUGAUGAACAAUGCGCUAAGUUUGACAGCUUAACAUCGUGCAUCGUAAAGGCUCUUGAGGAAUGCUCUUCUCCUACACCUGGCAACAUGGCCGAGUCCUUAUUCAGAUAUAUGAAGAACGGAUCUCCUUGCAAGAAAAACUAAUAGGAGGUAAUCAUACUAACGAAUACUAAAAAAAAAAACAAUAAAAUUUAGUUUUAUAAAAA
Molecule: messenger RNA, 801 nt
Organism: Pieris brassicae (large cabbage white)
Lineage: Eukaryota; Metazoa; Arthropoda; Insecta; Lepidoptera; Pieridae
Gene: p27K
Product: 27 kDa hemolymph protein-like
Exons: 7
Coding region: 53-739 (228 amino acids)
Source: RefSeq, a predicted model, not a curated record